AAACAUUGUGUAGGUUGUCACUUGUCAGCCUUGUGCCUGCAAUUUUAUUUAAUGUGACAACUGAUUUGCCAUUUUUGUUUAUAAUAAGAGUUCAUUACUAAUUUGGAGAUUUACUUAUACGAAGAUAAAGUGAAAUUAUAGACUAAUUAUUCAGGGUUAAAUUUUAUUUACUAUACUCAAUAUGAAUAAUUACAGUUAUAGAGUAUUACAAUUAGGAAAACAAAUGCAAAGACAUUUAAGUUCAUCUUCUCGACCAAAUACUGGAAUUUUAAUGUUGAAUAUGGGUGGUCCACAGACCCUUGACAAUGUGCCCGAUUAUUUGCAUAGAAUCAUGACCGAUACUGAUAUGAUUCAACUUCCCUUCCAAAGCAAAUUGGGCCCAUGGAUCGCCAAAAGGCGAACUAAAGAUGUGCAACAAAAAUAUAAAGAAAUUGGUGGUGGUUCACCUAUACUAAAAUGGACUAACUUACAAGGGGAAUUACUUUGUAAAAAAUUAGACAUAGUAUCACCAGAAACAGCUCCUCAUAAACAUUAUAUUGCUUUUCGAUACGUCAAUCCUUUUACUAAAGAUGCUAUAGAUCAGAUAGCAGUAGAUCAACCGAAGAGGGUCGUUUUAUUUUCACAGUAUCCACAAUACAGUUGUGCUACUUCAGGUUCGAGUUUCAAUGAGAUUUAUACGUUUGAUAAGAAAUACGGAUUACCUAAUGAUAUUACUUGGAGUGUAAUUGAUCGAUGGAGUACGCAUCCACUUUUAAUUAAAACGAUUGCGAAGAGGGUACAAGAUGAAUUGAAGCAUUUUAAUGAGGAAACAAGAAAUAAUGUGUUGAUCGUUUUUUCAGCACACUCUCUUCCUUUAAAAGCUGUGAAUCGUGGCGAUUCUUACCCAUCCGAAAUUGGAGCAACCGUACAUUUGGUAAUGCAAGAAUUGCAGAACUGUAACCCAUACACAUUAGUGUGGCAGUCAAAAGUCGGUCCACUGCCUUGGUUAGAACCAUAUACUGAUGAGGCUUUAAAGGGUUAUGUGAAACAAGGAAAAAAGCAUUUUAUACUAGUUCCUGUGGCAUUUGUUAAUGAACACAUCGAGACCUUACAUGAACUGGAUAUAGAAUACUGCCACGAUCUUGCUAAAGAGAUUGGCGUAGAGAGGAUUAGGAGAGCUGCAGCUCCAAAUGAUCAUCCGAUUUUCAUUGACGCAUUAGUGGAUAUCGUACACAAGCAUUUGAAGAAUUCAAGAAAAGUUGAUGCUAAAUUUCUGACAUUAUGUGCGCAUUGCACAAAUCCUAAAUGUAAAGAAAGUAAAAUGUUUUUUGAAAGACUUUGUCAAUAGCAGAAGGUAAUUUGGAUAGACAAAGCACUGUUAUUAUUAAUCUGUUGCGUAUGGUGAAAGGGAUGAAUUCAAUAAAGACAAAUGUGUG
Molecule: messenger RNA, 1415 nt
Organism: Ctenocephalides felis (cat flea)
Lineage: Eukaryota; Metazoa; Arthropoda; Insecta; Siphonaptera; Pulicidae
Product: ferrochelatase, mitochondrial-like
Exons: 9
Coding region: 182-1327 (381 amino acids)
Biological process (GO): heme biosynthetic process
Molecular function (GO): protoporphyrin ferrochelatase activity
Source: RefSeq, a predicted model, not a curated record